AUGAAGGUCGUUAUUGUCGGCGCUGGACUUGGUGGCAUUGCUUGUGGUAUCGCCUGUCGGCGUCAAGGGUUAGAUGUAACUAUUCUAGAACGAGCUCCCGAACUCUCAGAGGCAAGUGUGUUUGAGAAGAUCAAGUGCAAAGCAACUGAGAUUCUUGUCCGCCACCUCCGUCGUUGGGAUAAUGGCGAUGUUUUGGCGACACGCAAAUAUGGCCCUAUUUCAUAUGAAAAAUAUGGAUAUCCAGCCAUGGUCAUCCAUAGAGCAGACCUCCAGCAGGCACUUAUAGAAACAGCUGCCGAGCUCGGUGUUGAGAUUAAAACAGGCUGCGAUGUUAUGAAGGCCGACUUCGAGGCUACCGAGGUCAUUCUCACUGAUGGCCAACGUUUCAAAGCCGAUGUCAUUGUAGGUGCCGAUGGUAUUUGGUCUACUUUACGCAGCCAAGUGGUAGGGAAAGCCAUCGAGCCUGCAGAGACCGGGGACCUAGCAUAUCGAGGCACAUUCACGCGUCAGCAGCUUGAGGAACUUGACGACGCCGAGGUCAUUCGAUUUUGCGAUGAGAAUAAGCAAACCCUCACGUUGUGGUUAGGCCCCUUGAAGCACGCUGUUUUCUAUGCCAUCCGGGGUGGCGAGCUUUGGAAUCUGGUGUUGUUGACGCCAGACCGAAUGAAGAAGGGCCAAAGAACUGAGAAGGGCGAUCUGGCUGAGAUGUGUAGAGAGUUUGAAAACUGGGAUCCGAUAUUGACCAAGAUCACGACAUGCUUCUCGUCCACCUUAAAAUGGAAGCUCUGUCAUCACAGUGAGCUUGAAACAUGGGUUAAUUUGAAGCACAAAUCUGUCCUUCUAGGAGAUUCUGCUCACCCAACACUCCCAUACCAGUCUCAAGGUGCCGCCAUGGCCUUUGGAGAUGCCGCUGUUCUCGGCGCCCUCCUUGGAAGAUUUAGCAAAACAAGCACUGAAAAGCUAGAGGCCAGUGGAAUGACACUCCCAAAAGUCCUCGGUAUCUUCGAAUCACUUCAGAAGCCAUACUCGACCUUAAAUGUAAAAGGAGCGGCCACUAACAGAAUCAUGUACCACUUGCCAGAUGGAGAGGAACAGCAACGACGGGACAGAGAGUUUUCAGGAAUGACGGGCGAGUCAGAAAGCAAAUGGACAUGGAUUGACGGAAGAUACCAGAAGCAUAUCAUUGGGACUGACUUGGUCAAAAUGGCUUUGGACAAGUUUGACUUGGAGGUCAACGCUGAUGCUCAGGGUUGA
Fusarium tjaetaba is the source of this 1254-nucleotide messenger RNA. Its product is annotated as 3-hydroxybenzoate 6-hydroxylase 1. Gene Ontology annotation, molecular function: monooxygenase activity; FAD binding. The transcript is spliced from 5 exons. Lineage: Eukaryota; Fungi; Ascomycota; Sordariomycetes; Hypocreales; Nectriaceae. Gene Ontology annotation, biological process: secondary metabolite biosynthetic process. Bases 1 to 1254 code for a protein of 417 amino acids. The record is from RefSeq and is a predicted model, not a curated record.